AUGGCACCAGGAAUCACAGAAACCGUCAAGGAGGCCAUCACUGGCUCACCUGCUGAGAAUGCCAAAGUCGCUGCAAUGAGCGACAACAUCAAGAACUACAUGGACUCGAACAACCGAAUCACCACCGACUACGGCGUGAAGCAGACAAACACCGACGACUCGCUCAGAGUUGCAAGUGCCGACAAGACCGGUCCUGUGCUGCUCGAAGACCACGCUGGACGCGAGAAGAUUCACCGUUUCGAUCACGAGCGUAUCCCCGAGCGUGUUGUCCAUGCCAGAGGUGCAGGUGCUUUUGGUACCUUCAAGCUGUUCGAGAGUGCCUCGGACGUUUCGUCUGCUGGUGUCUUGACCGAUACCUCGCGCACUACACCCGUCUUCAUUCGCUUCUCUACCGUUUUGGGAAGCAGCGGCAGUGCGGAUACCGUCAGAGACGUCCGUGGCUUCGCUGUCAAGUUCUACACUGAGGAAGGUAACUGGGACAUUGUUGGAAACGACAUUCCAGUGUUCUUCAUCCAGGACGCUCUCAAGUUCCCCGACGUCAUCCACUCUGGCAAACCUGAGCCUCAUUCCGCACAAACUGCUCACAACAACUUCUGGGACUUCCAAUACCUUCAUUCCGAGGCAACUCACAUGUUCAUGUGGGCAAUGUCCGAUAGAGGCAUUCCACGUUCAUACCGAAUGAUGCAAGGAUUUGGUGUAAAUACUUACAAGCUGCUGAACUCCAAGGGAGAAUCCCACCUCGUCAAGUUCCAUUUCACACCUCAUCUUGGUGUGCACAGUUUCGUGUGGGAUGAAGCCUUGAAGCUGGCGGGACAAGAUCCUGACUUCCACCGUAAGGAUCUCUGGACCGCAAUCGAGGGCGGCCAAUACCCAAAAUGGGACUUUGGUAUCCAGACCAUUCCCGAAAGCCAGGCCGACGAUUUCGAUUUCGACCCCCUCGACGCGACCAAGAUCUGGCCCGAGGAGGACUUCCCUGUGAGAUAUAUUGGCGAGCUUGAGCUCAACCGCAACCCUGAUGAGUACUUCACUCAGACUGAACAGGUCGCCUUCUGUACUGGUCACGUCGUUCCCGGUAUCGGCUUCUCCGAUGAUCCUUUGCUGCAAGGCCGCAACUUCUCCUACUCCGACACACAGCUCACACGUCUCGGCGUCAACUGGCAGGAGCUGCCUAUCAACAAGCCAAUGUGCCCCGUUAUGAACCAGAACCGAGAUGGAGCUCUUCGUCAUAGCAUCACCAAGGGAACUGUCAACUACUGGCCCAACCGCUUCGAAGCUACCAAGCCUGCCACUGCUGAGGAAGGUGGCUACGUCGAUUACCCACAGAAGGUUGCCGGAAUGAAGGCCCGUCUGCGUAGCAAGAAGUUCUCCGAGCACUACAACCAGGCUCAGUUGUUCUACAACUCCAUGUCUGAACACGAGAAGAUGCACAUCAUGAAUGCGCUCUCUUUCGAGCUCGAUCACUGCGACGACCCCAUUGUUUACAAGCGCAUGGUCGAGAGGUUGUGUGAGAUCGACCUCGAUCUUGCUCGUGGAGUCGCAGAGCAAGUUGGUGCGGACAUUCCCGAGGAAGCUCGCCGCGUCAACCUGGGAAAGCGUUCCAAGAACCUCUCUCAGGAGGACUUCCCUCCUAAGAACUUGACCAUCGCCACGAGAAUGGUUGCAAUUCUGAUCGCAGAUGGUUACGAUUCUGUUGCCUACAACGCCAUCAAGGCUGCUCUCGCUGCCCAGGGCGCUCUUCCGUUCACCAUUGCUCCUCGUCGUACUCCUAUCUAUGCUGCUGGCGAGAGCAAAGACUCUGGAAAGGGACUCGUUCCUGAUCACAACCUGGAGGGACAGCGCAGUACCAUGUAUGAUGCCAUCUUCGUCCCUGGUGGAGCCGACAGUAUCGCCACUCUUCGCAAGAACGGCCGCGCGCUGCAUUACGUGAGAGAAGCGUUCGGUCACUUGAAGAGCAUUGGCGCUACCGGUGAGGCGGUUGCAUUCGUCAAGGAUGCUUGCCAGCUCCCUGGUGUAUCGUUCUCUGAGGGCAACGAUGUCGUCGACUCUUACGGUGUCGUUACCGCUGCCCAGACUGAGGUCGGCAGCUUCAAAGAGGCCGUGACCCUUGUCAAGGGUGCAAAGGACUUCGCAACAGCCUUCUCGUACGCCAUCUCUCAGCACAAAAACUACCAGCGCGAGCUUGAUGGCUUGGCAAACAUGGUGGCCUACUAA
Aureobasidium namibiae CBS 147.97 is the source of this 2211-nucleotide messenger RNA. Its product is annotated as catalase. The transcript has 9 exons. Gene Ontology annotation, cellular component: cytosol. Gene Ontology annotation, molecular function: heme binding; catalase activity. NCBI's taxonomy places the organism in Eukaryota, Fungi, Ascomycota, Dothideomycetes, Dothideales, Saccotheciaceae. Bases 1 to 2211 code for a protein of 736 amino acids. Gene Ontology annotation, biological process: hydrogen peroxide catabolic process; response to oxidative stress. The record is from RefSeq and is a predicted model, not a curated record.